Molecule: messenger RNA, 1174 nt
Organism: Myripristis murdjan (pinecone soldierfish)
Lineage: Eukaryota; Metazoa; Chordata; Actinopteri; Holocentriformes; Holocentridae
Gene: bud31
Product: BUD31 homolog
Exons: 4
Coding region: 127-561 (144 amino acids)
Biological process (GO): mRNA splicing, via spliceosome
Cellular component (GO): nucleus; spliceosomal complex
Source: RefSeq, a predicted model, not a curated record
ACGAGACGCGACAAGGGGAAAAGGACCUCCGCGUGACGUCAACGAAAAGAGCCUGAGACGGGUGCGCAAGAGCAACACACACAGAAACCUGGAGCCUUUUGUUUAAAUUAAAGCGAAAUUAGAGCCAUGCCGAAAGUGAAGAGGAGUAGAAAGCCGCCUCCGGACGGCUGGGAGCUCAUUGAGCCCACUCUGGACGAGCUGGACCAGAAAAUGAGAGAAGCUGAGACGGAGCCUCACGAGGGGAAGAGGAAGGUGGAGUCGCUGUGGCCCAUCUUCAGGCUGCACCACCAGAGGAGCCGCUACAUCUUCGACCUCUUCUACAAAAGAAAGGCCAUCAGCAGAGAGCUGUAUGAGUACUGCAUAAAAGAAGGCUACGCAGACAAGAACCUGAUUGCAAAGUGGAAGAAGCAGGGCUACGAGAACCUGUGCUGCCUUCGCUGCAUCCAGACAAGAGACACCAACUUUGGAACCAACUGCAUCUGCCGAGUCCCCAAGAGCAAGCUGGAAGUUGGAAGGAUCAUCGAGUGCACCCACUGUGGAUGCAGAGGAUGCUCCGGCUGAGCGGGCGUUUGGCCAUCAGGGCUAUUUUCCAUGGGACAUCAGGGCUCAUCCAACCUCCACGUGUGCUCUCACAACCCUGGAGCGAGAUUGUGUGAAACACAGCGACCUGAACCAGAAACAAACCACCAACAUCUUCACCGUCAUCCCCACCUGCAGCUGUAGGGCUCAUUAUUUGGCCGUGCUCACAGGCAUUUUAAUAUUCAAAAUCUGAUCCUCAUUUUUCCAUUGCUGUCAGCUGAUCUCAGAUGUUGUAUGAUUUGACAGGUGGGAGGAUUUUCUCAUUUAUUUGCAAACUGUUCAGUCAGUUUUUUUUUUUGUUUUUUUUUUUGGUAAUAUUUGACUAAUGCCUCCCUGUCCAAAACCUCAACUUAGGAACUAAGGGUCCAGCAGGAGUUGUUUCUGAAUCAGGUCUGCCAUUCCAGCUGUUCAGUGUACACUGUGAAGGUGCUGUUGUAUUUUAUUUUAUUAUUAUUAUUUUUUAAAUUUCAUUUAGAGAGGGACGGGAGGGAGUAGAGAGGAUUGUCGUUUAAUGUGUCAUUGCUUUAAAACUCAAAACUUUUUUUCCUUAUCCUUGUACUAUAACUUGAAAUAAAAUACUUCUGAUUUAAAUGCU